Passer domesticus (house sparrow) is the source of this 2147-nucleotide messenger RNA. Its product is annotated as serine/threonine-protein kinase PAK 3-like. The transcript is spliced from 14 exons. The coding region runs from base 161 to 2005 and encodes 614 amino acids. Gene Ontology annotation, biological process: protein phosphorylation; intracellular signal transduction; regulation of MAPK cascade. Gene Ontology annotation, cellular component: cytoplasm. The record is from RefSeq and is a predicted model, not a curated record. Gene Ontology annotation, molecular function: ATP binding; protein serine/threonine kinase activity. Lineage: Eukaryota; Metazoa; Chordata; Aves; Passeriformes; Passeridae.
GUGCACGGAAGGCCUCAGUGUCAGAGCAGUCCUAGGGCUUGCUCAGAGCAGGAGCACCCUGCACGUUGAGGCAUUUGUCAGUGGGCAGCUGCACACUGACAGGAGCCUUGUUUGUUCUAGUGUUGGAGCACAGCAUGCAAACUUGCACAGCAGUGCUACAAUGAUUCAGCAGCUUGCUGCUGCAGUGGUUACUGCUUAUGGCAUUACUUAUUCCGGCUAUUUUCUGACUCAACUGGCAAGUCACCUAAAGCAUGUAUUCAGGGGUGCUGCUCCUGAGGUGACAAAAGCAACAGCCUUCUCUCCUCUGGCUCCCUCUGCUCCUGGAGAAGAAGCCAAAGAGGAGCAAAAUGAGCAAGACGACCACAAGCGUCCAGCUGUGGUCACAGCACAACCUGAUCAUCCCAAGAGAGUCCUUGUAGAGAAAGAGCAGGCACAGACGGCUUUAUCAGAGAUGCCAUGCCAGGCUCAGGGAGAGCUGUUCCCAGCCCGAGAGCAGGAAGAGCAGCUCAGGCAGCAGGUGGAAGAGCCACAGCAGAAUGGCCAGGACAUCAAGGCAGAACAGCAAGCAGAGCUGCCUGAAGCUCAGAGUCCCAUCAUGGCAGUGAAGAGGAGGAAGAAGGAAGACAUGAGAAGAAUUCAAGAGGAGAUGGAUCUCCAUCAGCACAGGAGCGAUCGACAAAACCAGGUAAGUGAGAAAGUGGCAGCCACUCCACUCAUUAAACUUCCUCUCCAUUGUUGUCUACAGACCAUCAAGGAAGAUGUGCAGGCAGAGCUGCAGGAAUCUGAAGCUGGGAACAAGGCAAGGGAGAAGAGGCUGGAGGAAGAAAUGAAAAUCAUCAGAGAGGAAAUCAAUUGCCUCCCUCAGGCUCUACAAAAGCAAGUGCAAGUAUCGACAUCUCACCUGGCAGCCUGCGAAGACUUCCGAAAAACAACGGGCAAUGAAGAGCCCCAAGGCUGGCAUGAGGCACGUGAACAGUGCCCACCACAAGUGCUACAGGUCCAGCAAAUCAUGGGCUCUGGCACAGAAUCUUCUGCCACAGCAGCAUUACCUCCAGGAGCCCCUUCUGUCAAACCUGGGAACUCGAACUCGGGCAGUUCCUUCAUCUUUCCCAAACAGCAGACUGAGAAGAGGUACCUGGAGGUGCUGGGGAGAAUGGUGAACAUGGGAAAUCCCACGAUUAAAUACACUGAACUGGAACACAUUGGCAGCGGGUAUUUUGGAGAUGUGGUUAGAGCAGUGGACAAUGUCACAGGAGGAGAGGUGGCCAUAAAAAAAGUACAUCUAAAAGGACUGAAGAGGAAGCAACUAACCUUUAAUGAAAUCAUGAUCAUGAAGAAGUAUAGGAGUCCCAGUGUUGUGAAUUAUUUAGACAGCUACCUUCUGGGUGAGGAACUCUGGCUGGUUAUGGAGUACAUGGACGGAGGUGCUCUGAGCGACAUCAUCAGCAAGAGCUACCUGUCUGAGGAUGAGAUGGCAGCCAUCAGUCGGGAGUGCCUGCAAGGACUGGAUUUUCUUCACUCAAACUACGUGAUCCACCGAGAUGUGAAGAGUGAAAACAUCCUUCUCAGAACCGAUGGCUCUGUCAAGCUGGCUGAUUUUGGCCUCUCUACUCAGCUCACUCCUGAGCAGAGUAGACAGUGCUCAGUAGCCGGGACUCCUUGGUGGAUGGCACCUGAAGUGGUGACGCGUCAACCAUAUGGCCCCAAAGUGGACAUAUGGUCUUUUGGAAUUGUGGGAAUUGAAAUGGUAGAACAAGAACCUCCUUACAACAACCAAAGUCCAGCCUCGGUUAAACAACUGAUAGCCACAAUAGGGACCCCACAGCUGCUGCAUCCCAAGCUCCUCUCGGCUUGGCUGCGUGACUUCCUGAGCUGCUGCCUGCAGGAAGACGAGGAGCGGCGCUGGUCUGCCAAGGAACUCCUGCAGCAUCCGUUUGUAACAUCAGCCAAGCCAGCAUCCAUCCUGGCACCACUGAUCAUCUCAGUGAUGAAGAAGAGAAAAUAGGAGACGAGAAUGUAACAAUCAUGUCAAGAUAUAAUCUCCAUAUUUAGUUUAGAGUAGGAUUGUAGAGUAGGAUUGUUGAAGAGUUUUGUAGAAUAGGAUUAUAGAUUAGGAUUGGAAUGAAAUAAAGUUUUGGAAACAUUAA